This is a messenger RNA of Plectropomus leopardus (leopard coralgrouper), 1244 nucleotides long. RefSeq names its product transmembrane protein 86B (gene tmem86b). The record is from RefSeq and is a predicted model, not a curated record. Gene Ontology annotation, molecular function: hydrolase activity. Gene Ontology annotation, cellular component: membrane. Lineage: Eukaryota; Metazoa; Chordata; Actinopteri; Perciformes; Serranidae.
UCGUUUAACUUUGCCCUUCGUGUGUUGAUGUCACCAAUAUAUUCCAGCUGAAGAGGUCAAAGGUCAGCUGUUUUUCCAUACAAACUCAAACCAGGGAGAACAUUGAUUAUCAGAGCACAAUCAGACAGCAAGGAUCUGUCCAAAGUUCAGUGCCGUGAAAACGGCAACAGACUGAGAGACACAGCAGAGAAUCGCGACAGGAGAGAGCAUCUGAGGAUUUUAUGUGUUGGUGAACAAACACUGCAGAGACAGAAGAAAACAGAAGGUGUGUAACAGGACGGGUUGCUUCAACUGAGACGUCUGCUGAAGUCCAAGACAGUGCUGACUCUGAGACGAUGGACAUCCUUGAGACACAUGCCUAUGACAGGCGGCAGAGGAGAAACACGUCCUGUGUUCUCUUUUUCUCUCUUUUGCCUUUCUUUUUGUCGACAGCUUUGUAUUUCUACCUGUGGACUCCCGACAUGCCGGCGUCCAUCACCCACGCAGGUGUGAAAUCAGCACCAACACUCCUACUGGCUGCAGCAGUGCUGAGCUGGAACAGAGGUCAGAGUGUCCUGGGUGUGGUGGGAGGACUGCUCUUCUCUGCUGUUGGCGACUGCUGCCUGGUGUGGCCCGAGCUUUUUCUGCAUGGAAUGGGUGCAUUUGCUGUGGCUCAUCUGCUGUACUCACUCGCAUUCGUCUCCAGUCGUUAUGCAGCAUAUUCCUCUUCCUCCGGGUCCCGUUUUCUAUAUCUGAUCGUGUUCCUUGCUGGAGGAGGUUUCUACAUCUACGUACUUCCAUUCCUGCAGAAGGCGCCAAACUCCGACAUACUGAUCCCAGCUGUAGGGGUCUAUGUCUGCUUACUAGCUCUGAUGGGGGCAUUAGCCAUCAGAACCGGCCGUACUGUGACACUUUUGGGAAGUUUAAUCUUUAUGGUGUCUGACCUGUCACUGGCUAUGCAAGUUUUCAAAGUGACAGCGCCAAUGGAGCAUGGUCACACUAUUGUCAUGGUGACAUAUUAUUUAGCACAGCUGCUUAUAGCUGUGGGCGAUGUAAAAGCAGUGGAGAACAACGAUGAUUUUUCAAAAUGGAAGAGGUCCUAAAAUGCAUCCCUGUGGUAUCCCUGAAGUCUGAAGUAAUGCCACCUGCUAUUACUACUAUUACUUCUACUUCUUGUAGGUCCUGGAGUUUUUAAUAUGAAAAUGUAAGUUUUGUCAUGGAGUAAAAUGCAGCUUGCAAGGUCAAUUUAUUUAACGGUUUCUGGU